Molecule: messenger RNA, 707 nt
Organism: Aspergillus campestris IBT 28561
Lineage: Eukaryota; Fungi; Ascomycota; Eurotiomycetes; Eurotiales; Aspergillaceae
Product: pyruvate transporter MPC1
Exons: 4
Coding region: 56-433 (125 amino acids)
Biological process (GO): pyruvate import into mitochondria
Cellular component (GO): mitochondrial inner membrane
Source: RefSeq, a predicted model, not a curated record
CUCCCCUCCUCCCUUCCUAUUCCCCCUCCCCCGUCUUUAUUUUCCGCUCGUCAAGAUGGCCGCGGUGAUCAAGGCAAUCAACGCGAAGAUCCGUUCCAACAAGGUUCUGGAUUAUGUCUGCUCAACACAUUUCUGGGGACCGGCCUCCAACUUCGGUAUCCCCAUCGCGGCGGUGAUGGACACCCAGAAGGAUCCUGAAAUCAUCUCUGGCCAGAUGACCGGUGCCCUGACCAUCUACUCCGCUACCUUCAUGCGCUACGCCCUCGCCGUCUCCCCCAAGAACUACCUCCUCUUCGCCUGCCACGCGGUCAACUGCGGCGCCCAGAUGACCCAGGGUUACCGUUACCUGAACUACUGGAACUGGGGAGGUCGCGAAGCUCAGCUCGCCGCUGCGGCCCAGCAGGGCAAAGAGGCCACCGAGGCCGGUGCAUAAGCAGCACGUUGUACAUCGCGCAUCGGACGUUUAUAAAUUCAAUGCAAAUGAAAACAAAAGAGCCAUCAUCCCAUCUAUUCCGGCCCUUACCAUCCGGCGUCGUUUAGGGAAGGGGGAGCCAGAACUCGAUGCUAGCCAGUCCCCUGUCAUUCCCGUUGUGACUGUAGUAGAGCUGCGCUUACCUACACCUUAUCUAUCUGCCCUUACCAUCCUACUUAUCUUACUUGGACAUCUUGCUUGCUUAGACAACGUUACAAAUCGGAUUGUAUAUUGG